AUGUCCCGACGGCUCCUCACGACGAGCACCACCUACACCCUCGCUCACACGGCGCAAUGCAAGCUAAAGCUCGCUGCGAAUCGGCCGGACAGGAAUUUGCGAUUUGUCCUCGGCCAUGCCUUCACUCUCGAUAACCUGAUGCUUCGCAUUGUCGAGAUCGAGAACCAGAGUGCCAAAUCAGUCUUCCAUGAAGCCACCCCAACUCCUGGAGACGAACACUUUGACUGCACGAAACCCACGCCUAUUCCAGAGCCAGAGGAGCAUUACGACUGCACCCAAGCUGGUCCAACACCCGCAGAACCAGAGCCACGGCCUCGCCGAAUCAGUUUCCAAGAUAAUAACGCACGCCCGUCCAAUACUGUCGAAGGAGGUUCCAACUCACCUGCACGCAAACGCUCACCACCACCCGUCUCCAUACAUUCGGCACAGAAUUACCCGGACGAGGACGGGUCCGACAGGACCUCCUCCGACGGGACCUCCUCCGACGACUACGACGAACCAGACUCGUAUGGACCUGACACCAAAAAACCCAAACAAUGGCCUGUCCACGAUGCCUAUCCAGACGAAGAAGACGCAGGUCUCGAAAUAGCGGACGACGAACUCAACGAGGACGAGGGCCUAAAUCUCCAACGCUUCGAAUCGGCCUCAUCCCGGCCCCCUGGCAUGAUACGCUCGUCAUCUUCGUCCUCAGAGGAAGAUGGAAACGAAGCUAUCUCACCGCCCCAGCUCCCAUCCGAUGUCGAUGUCAGGAAACUCCUCGAAGGCGACAAGGACGCCGAGCUGGCCGAUCUGUACGAAUCCGUACGCCGGUGCUCGUGUCAUGGUCAGCGGGACUCCCUGGGAGGCACGCCGACAGGGAUGUGGGAUGUGCCGGUGGAGAAGAGUGGUGAGAAGCAUCUGGCUGUUGUUGCUCUUGCUGCGUGA
This is a messenger RNA of Rhinocladiella mackenziei CBS 650.93, 924 nucleotides long. RefSeq lists its product as uncharacterized. The transcript has a single exon. The coding region runs from base 1 to 924 and encodes 307 amino acids. The record is from RefSeq and is a predicted model, not a curated record. NCBI's taxonomy places the organism in Eukaryota, Fungi, Ascomycota, Eurotiomycetes, Chaetothyriales, Herpotrichiellaceae.